Messenger RNA from Spodoptera littoralis (African cotton leafworm), 402 nucleotides. The record is from the annotation of a GenBank genome assembly. NCBI's taxonomy places the organism in Eukaryota, Metazoa, Arthropoda, Insecta, Lepidoptera, Noctuidae.
AUGAGGGUUUUAAUUCUGUUAGGAGUCGUGGCAGUAGCGUUAUCGGCACCGCAGGGGCCUGCAGACAAAGUCAUAGCAAUCGUCUCACAAGAGUUCGACCAACAACCAGAUGGAUCUUAUCGUUACAGCUACGAGACUGAAAAUGGCAUCAAAGCAGAAGAGGCUGGUACACUGAAGAAGGCCAGCGGUCCCGACGCUGGUGACGUCAUCGUAGCACAGGGAGGUUUCAGCUACACCGCUCCUGAUGGCACCGUUAUCAAUCUGAACUACAUUGCUGAUGAUGACAAUGGCUUCAAACCGGAGGGUGCUCAUUUGCCGACUCCGCCGCCAAUACCGCCUGCAAUCCAGAAGGCGCUCGACUAUCUUGCCACACUCCCCCCACCACCACCAUCCAGGGCUUAG